Pomacea canaliculata is the source of this 4523-nucleotide messenger RNA. RefSeq names its product protein Wnt-9a-like. The record is from RefSeq and is a predicted model, not a curated record. Gene Ontology annotation, cellular component: extracellular region. Gene Ontology annotation, molecular function: cytokine activity; frizzled binding. Gene Ontology annotation, biological process: multicellular organism development; canonical Wnt signaling pathway; cell fate commitment. NCBI's taxonomy places the organism in Eukaryota, Metazoa, Mollusca, Gastropoda, Architaenioglossa, Ampullariidae.
GAUCUUUUUGUACAUCGGAAAUGGAUGAUCGUCUGGUGUCUGUCCAUUCUUGGAUUCGCAGAAUGACCUCUUGACCAGAGCCAGAGAUUAUAAGGUCUGAACAGGAUCAGACGGGGGGAGGGAGAGAGAAAAAUGUGCCAUAAAGCAGAGGGAGGAAAACUAUGGUAACAGACCACGCGAAUCUUCGAAAUGACACGCACCGGGGGGUUUGAACACAAUGGUUCUUCUGGCUAACCGCCGACGAUACACGUGCCUUGUUUUUCUUUUCGCCCUGCCUAACAUCUGGGGAUUCUUUGGGCUGACUGCCAGAGAGCCCAUUCCAACGCUGAGCUGGGAGGCGCAGGACAACGUCAUCGGCAUGGAGAAGAUGGCCAGCAGCCAGGCGCCGGUGUCCCCUAGGGAACUGUGCAAGCUUCUCAAGCUGCACCGACGUCAGCAGCGGAUGUGCCGGAGAGGGAAGGGCAUCCCGGAGACCCUCAUCAAGGCGACACGACUGUCGGUGUUGGAGUGUCAGCACCAGUUCAAGUACGAGCGCUGGAAUUGUUCGUUAGGACAGUACCGACAGAACAUCCUGGAGAAGGGAACCAAGGAGACGUCCUUUCUGUACGCAAUAUCGUCUGCGGGCCUGGUGCAUGAGUUCGCGCGUGCGUGCAGUCAAGGUGUGCUGGACAGGUGCACGUGUGACGAGUCCAAUCCCGCCGAGAACAAGAAGACCUGCUGGGGCGGCUGCGGGGACAACAUUCAGUUUGGACUGCAGUUCACGAGGCGGUUCCUCAAGAGGGCCAACAAAGCCGGCAAAGACAUUCGGGCCAAAGUGGACCAGCACAACAGUCGUGUUGGCAUAAAGGUGGUCAGCCAGCAAGUGAACACCACCUGCAAGUGCCAUGGCGUUUCCGGUUCCUGCACCGUCAAGACCUGCUGGUUGCAGUUGGCUCCUUUCCAUUCCGUGGGCAACAUCCUUAAACACAAGUACGACAACUCAGUGCCAGCAGCUUCCCACACCAACAAAGCCACCGGCAAGACACAGCUGGCCAAGAGGCGGGACUCCGGAGGUAGUGCAGCCCUGACCCAGCAGACCUCGGAUCUGGUGUCCCUCAAGCGCGGGGAGCUGGUGUACAUGGAGGAGUCCCCAGCUUCUGUCGCCGUUCGCGCUUUUCCCCCGGCACCAGCGGGAGGGUCUGCUCCAGGGCCGACGACAGCUGCGAGUCCAUCUGCUGCGGCCGCGGCUACAACGUGCAGCAUCGGCGGGUCAAGCGAGCCUGCCAGUGCGAGGUCAUCUGGUGCUGCAUGGUCAAGUGCAAGGAGUGCGUGGAAGAGGAGGAGAUCUACCUGUGCAAGUGAUGCAUACCUGGUUGACUUCGUUGCUUGACACCCUUUACUAGUCUUCUCCUCAUCUGAUGAGGUAGAAACAAACAAGAAGAAAAACAAAAAUUAACCGUGAGGUGGGUGAGGUAUUAGUUCGCACUCUUCUGUUCGAGGGGGCAGUCUAAUCGGGAGGAUGUACUCCUCUCCUCUACUCCGCUGCCUUGUCCUUCGCCAGCCUUGUACAGGUGUCAACUGGGUGAGGGUGGAGAAGUAGUCUACUGUGCCAUUGGCUUCCUUGAAUUCCUCCGGUCGUAGACACCGAUCCUCUAACCACUCGACCACCGCUUUCCCAGGAAUGAAAACUAAAGUGCAAAUUUCUUGCAUCUUGUUUCGUUUGCUUUGUAAUAGAAUGAAGUUCAGAGGAUGAAUGGAUAGAUGUUGCCCGUUUGUGAUUCUUUUUAUGCAUUGACUGGGUCUUACGAGAGGACUAGCAUUAGCAAACCUCUAGAUAUUUUACAGGAAGAAAAUAUAGACCCUGUGACGGCUUUAUCUUCCACCUUGUACCAAACAGUGCAGGGAAGAGAAAGGAAUGGAGAGUUAGAGGAGGGGGAAAAUCAUCUUCAGAGACAAAACUCCUCAAAGAAAAUAUUGUGAUGGAAUACAAGUAAUCGUUCUUAACGAGAACGACCAGGAAGUGGGAAAGUAAAGUUCAUGUACGCCACAAAUACUGUAGUGCACACGACAGAGGCUUUCGCAUGCAUUUGCUUUUAUCAGAACUGUAACCCCAUGACCCCAGAUGCCAGCCUGCAAAAAGAAAAGUAUAAGACUCGUGACGGCCGGGCAUUACAUGCUCAGAUAAGUCGACGUGGCCUCGAUGAACCUUGUUGAACAAUAUUUUGUGGGACACAAGCGUCAUAGAAAAUGUAUUCUCGAAUAUGUUUGCAGGUAGAAUCUCUUGUACUUUCACGUGGUUGCUAGCCGGGCAGACAUCAACCAGGAAUUCAUGGGACAUAACUGUGUAACGUUGAAUGGGAGAUAAUUCAAGGCGUCACUGUCGGUACACACCACAUGGUCAAGGGAGGACAACCUUGUUAACUGUAUAAUCACCAGUUGCUAUAAUACUUUACGAGAAGCACAUGAACUUGGUAAGAGUAUUGUUACACAACAAAAAAAUCAAAACAUUGAUAUGCGCACCAACGAAAGAAUGGGUGCAGGUGCAGCAGGUGCAUGCAGGCAUGCGAGUGAAUGUGUAUGUAUGUGAAAGCAAAUGUCUUUGUUUUUUUUGUGCAUAUGUCAAGGGUGGCACUAAAUCGAGCUGUUUGUCACAAAAGUGAUCAUAUAAAAGAUAUACACACAUUAAGGACGACUUCCCCUUUAGUUUUAUCUCGGAGGUCGUCUUUGAUAUGGAAGCCAAAAACAAAAUGUCAGAACGGACAAGAAGUCUUAAGAUUUUCAAUGUGCUUUCUUGAUACCCUUACAAGCAUAUAACUUUGUUGAACGUGUCAGAGAAAUGCGAGUUUAUGAUCAAUGAAUCAGAACCAAACAUAGAUAUGUACAACAAGCUAAAAUGUUUAUUUUGGUGCGCAUAGGUGUGUAUGUUUGUGUGUGGUGCGUUCGUGCGGUCAUAUCUUUGCAUAUAUUUAAAAUAGAGCGUUCAACUAUGGGUAGAUGAUAACGUGUGCAUAUAUAAUUAUAGCUAAAUAGCAGGCAUAAGACAGAUAUUUGUUUUAACAAUUCAAACAAAUCCAGAGAACACAAAGUUAUUAUUACACCAUAGCAAAGGACUCCUCGGAUAUCAACAUCUAUUUGCACCUAAAGCUCAAGAAAUUGAUGAACAUCGUUUUCCUAUCAGGAAAAAAAAACCCCAAACAACAGAAAUAUAUAUUUUAUCUGGGUGCUCUUAUCACUGAUGUCUUUGACGCUGAAAUAAAUUACCAAAACGAGAAAACCAUGCAUUGUCAUCUGCUCAUGUUUUCACAUUUUUCCCGUGUCUUAGCUUGACUUGUUUUUUAAAGCUUGUUGUCAUGUUUUAGGAUUGUUUAAAAAUUAAUUCAAUCUGAAUGAUAAAGAAACGUUUAGUAAAUAUAAUCUGCAUCGUGUUUAUCACAUCAAACUAAUGCCAUGUAGUGCUGGGCAUUGGCUUUAAUCUGUAACAUCCUUACACUGUUUGUUGUUUCUGUUUGUGAAAUUCUUGCUAUGUCAAAAUACUGAGGCUUGUUUGACAUGGGAACACUUAUUAAACUAUGAUUUCUGUGCGUGCUCCUAUGUCAUGUUCGUGGUAAAAGCAUUGUUAUCAAUUCUGAGAUUUUCAAAGAGAAACAAAGAGAGAGAGAGACUGAGAGAACGAAGGAGGAGAAGAGAAGAACGAGGUGGGGAUGGGGAUGUCUGAGCGGCUUAGUGUUGGUAUCGUAUAAAAUCUUACAACAACCAGCUUUGUCGGGGUACUUUCCAGAGUCAUUAAUUUUGACACCUCACUGCCUAUUUGGAAACUGGUAUCUUAAUUAUAAUCCUCUUUUGUUAUUUAUUUGCAAUAUGCACCAUAGAGAAACAGUAGACCUGCGCUACCAACAUUCCUCUUUCAUACAUAAUUAUGGUUAAUGUAUGCACAUUUCGCCUACAAGGAUACACUUCAGGUUUAAACGAUGUGUUUUGCGCCACAGAAGGAAUUUUGUCGACUGUUUAUAUUUAUAUAUAAGCGCAUGUGUGUAUAAAAUAUAUAGUUUCACUUUUUGGAGUAUUAAUUAUCUUCUUUAAAUAUUGCAGUUAUAUGUGAGCUUUCGAAUAUGAAAGAUCUAACGACGUGUACUAAAGUACUGUCACACGUACGUGUGUUUGAGUGUUUUUUUUUUUUUCAGUGAGAGCGAGAGAGUGAGAGAGAGAGAGAGAGUUAACUAAGGAAUUAAGGAAAAACAAUUUCCACUUUUUUCCUUGUUCAAGUCAAGCUUUUUCGCUUCUUUAAAUCAUGCUUAUUAUCUAACUUGCUUGGCUUUUGUCUGGAGCCCAAAACAUAAGAAAACGAAUGAUGAAUGACAAAUUUCUUUGCCACAAACAGCGGUGUGUUUGAUACCUCCACGGUGUGAUAAAUUGGCUGAAGCAUUUACAUAUUGUUGAUUUGAUCACCUUCGCAAAACAAGUUUUAAGCAUUUGUAGAAACGCAAAACAAUGAACUUUCUUUGGUUUUGUUAAAGGUUCGAAGAAAGUAAUUAAAAUUUGUUGAA